Molecule: messenger RNA, 594 nt
Organism: Manihot esculenta (cassava)
Lineage: Eukaryota; Viridiplantae; Streptophyta; Magnoliopsida; Malpighiales; Euphorbiaceae
Exons: 2
Coding region: 184-330 (48 amino acids)
Source: RefSeq, a predicted model, not a curated record
CACAUCUUCCGUUCCUUUGACUCUACCCUCUCUAAUUCUUUGUCCCUUUCAAUUAAUUUUCUUUCAUCAUUCAUAAUCCUCUUCGAAUUAUGACUUCCAGUUCCAGAAGACAGCAACUUGAUUGAUUUUCGGUUUUGGUUAUUUGGAUUAGAACUUGAGAACGAAGGAGAGAGCGAGACAGAUAUGGCAAUGCCAUGGGGCUUGACUCUGUGGAUGGUAAAGCUGGUAUGGCUUGCACUCAGUGGAUGGGUCUCUUCUUGCUUGACCGUUGCUGAUGAGGUCGCUGGCUCUCUUAGAACUGGAGAUAUUGGCCCCUUUCAUGUUGGCUGAUUAGAUUCUUUCAAUUUAGAUCAUGAAGAUUUGAGACGAGACUGUUAUAUGGAACUUGAAGCUCUAGAGCCAUCUUAAUUUUAGACGAACAUGGUGAGCAAAAAUUUUGGUUGGUUAUGUUGUUUUGGAUCUCUCUUGAUAGCAAUGGUAAAUUCUGGUGAAGUAUAAAAUGUUUGGAGAGCUGAGUUGGUUUUUUAAUGCAUUGUUGAUUGAAUUAUUGUACAAGGAAUUGUACAUAUAUUGUUAAGAUGGUAGAUUUAGUAC